UGAACCCCCCAUUCCCCAGCUUUAUUGACAGAAGAAAAGCCCGUGAACUCCCUUAAAUUCUCCUCUCCCUUCUCCUCUUCCAGCUAAAAAACCAAACAGCUAACCUCCUCCCCCGCAUUCAUCAUUCCCUCUCCUUCCCUUUUCUUUUUCUUUAUCACAAUGCCUAGCUUCCAAUGCGUAAUCUCCAUUGCUCUUCUCUUUAUCCUUCUCAGCCCUGGCAGAGUCGUCUGCCACACGAAGGGUCUCCGGCCGGGGCGGCGGCAAGCAUCGAAGGAGUAUUCGGAGAAUGCAACGCAGAGCCAGUUGAUAGAGAAGCAAUUCAUGAGGUGGGUUAGAUAUGUCGGCGGCCUCCGGCAUUCAGUCUAUAAGAAGGCACUGAAUAAGGUCAUUCCUUCCUACACGCUGACGGUGGACAAGAACCCAUCAAAAGGCGACUUCACAUCGAUCCAGAACGCCAUCGAUUCACUUCCUUCUGUCAAUCUAGUUAGAGUUGUGAUCAAGGUCCAUGCCGGCAUUUACAAAGAGAAGGUAAACAUAUCACCAGCAAGAGCUUUCAUCACCAUAGAAGGGGCAGGAGCAGAUGAGACGGUGGUUCAAUGGGGAGACACAGCCGACACGCCUGGGCCGAAAGGCCAGCCCAUGGGGACCUUCAAUUCAGCUACAUUCGCCGUGAAUGCCCCUUAUUUCAUAGCAAAGAACAUUACCUUCAAGAACACCACCCCGAUUCCACCACCAGGGGCCAUGGGCAAGCAAGCAGUAGCAUUAAGGAUAUCGGGCGACACUGCAGCGAUUCUGGGCUGCAAGUUCCUGGGCGGCCAGGACACGCUCUAUGACCACGUCGGCCGGCAUUACUACAAGGACUGCUACAUUGAAGGCUCCGUGGACUUCAUCUUUGGAAAUGCUCUCUCCCUGUUUGAGGGGUGUCAUGUGCACGCUAUAGCUCAGAACUAUGGAGCCGUGACGGCGCAGAACCGGAUGAGCCUAUUGGAGGACACGGGGUUCUCGUUCGUGAACUGCAAGGUGACCGGCUCCGGCGCGCUCUACUUGGGCAGGGCAUGGGGGACCUUCUCCCGGGUGGUGUUUGCCUACACAUACAUGGACGACAUCAUAAUUCCCAGGGGCUGGUACAACUGGGGGGACCCCAGCCGAGAGAUGACGGUUUUCUACGGCCAAUACAAGUGCAGCGGCCCUGGAGCCAACUACGUUGGAAGGGUUUCAUGGUCAAGGGAGCUCACAGAGGAGGAAGCCAAGCCUUUUAUUUCCUUGAGCUUCAUAGAUGGAACCGAAUGGAUCAAACUGUGAUUCUAUUCUAACAUCAAGAACGAAGAUUCUGAUGCCCCCUCAUCACUUUGUUCUCUUCACUUGAAAAUAUUUCGAAUCAAAAGAAUAAUGUGAUUCUCUUGCCAGUAAAAAGUGACAUUUCUUUCUCUGGUA
Phoenix dactylifera (date palm) is the source of this 1434-nucleotide messenger RNA. RefSeq names its product Pectin lyase-like superfamily protein. Lineage: Eukaryota; Viridiplantae; Streptophyta; Magnoliopsida; Arecales; Arecaceae. Gene Ontology annotation, molecular function: pectinesterase activity. The record is from RefSeq and is a predicted model, not a curated record. Gene Ontology annotation, biological process: cell wall modification; pectin catabolic process.